UUCCGUGACCUUGUUGAAUAGAAGGCGAUUUUGUUUUUGUCACUGCUCAAGUUUUGACAUACAAGAUGAAGCAAGAUGCCACCAAAAAUGCUGCCUACACUGUGGAUUGUGAAGAUUAUGUUCAUGUGGUAGAAUUUAAUCCCUUUGAGAGUGGGGAUUCAGGAAACCUAAUUGCAUAUGGUGGCAAUAAUUAUGUGGUCAUUGGCACGUGUACAUUUCAGGAGGAAGCAGCAGAAACUGAAGGAAUUGAGUACAAAACUCUCCGAAAGUUUCACCAUGGAGUCCGAGUGGACGGCAUCGCCUGGAGCCCAGAGACUCGACUCGAUACAUUGCCUCCAGUCAUCAGAUUUUGUACUUCAGCAGCAGACAUGAGAAUCAGAUUGUUUACUUCAGAUCUUCAGGAUAAGAAUGAGUACAAGAUUUUAGAGGGCCAUUCAGAUUUUAUUAAUGGUUUGGUGUUUGAUCCCAAAGAAGGCCAAGAAAUUGCAAGUGUGAGUGAUGAUCAUACCUGCAGGAUUUGGGACUUGGAAGGAGUUCAAACAGCUCAUUUUGCUCUCCGUUCCCCUGGAAUGAGUGUAUGCUGGCACCCUGAAGAAACUUACAAGCUGAUGGUCGCAGAGAAGAGUGGAACAAUCCGAUUCUAUGAUCUUAUUGCCCAGCAGGCUAUUUUGUCUCUUGAAUCGGAACAGAUACCACUGAUGUCAGCACAUUGGUGCUUGAAAAACACCUUUAAAGUUGGGGCUGUUGCCGGGAAUGACUGGAUCAUUUGGGAUAUUACUCAGUCCAGUUAUCCUCAAGAGAAGAGACCUAUCCAUUUGGAUCGUGCUUACUUAUUCAGGUGGUCCACAGUUAGUGAAAGCUUGUUUGCUACAACUGGCUAUCCUGGAAAAAUGUCAAGCCAGUUUCAAAUUCACCACUUAGGGCACCCUCAGCCCGUCCUCACUGGCUCUGUAGCUGUUGGAUCUGGUCUUUCCUGGCAUAGAACUCUCCCACUGUGUGCAAUUGGAGGAGACCACAAGCUGCUGUUUUGGGUGACUGAAAUUUAAAAUAAAAAUUCUCUGUACUUCUGGUCCAUAAAAUUUGUAUUUUUAGUACAGAUUUUGGAGAAUUCUUUAUUUUUAUAUUAAGUACACUAUUAUAAGAUUUAGAAAUGUCUCAUUUAUUGCUUUUGUUAAAUAAAAUAUUGAUAGUUUGAAA
This is a messenger RNA of Chrysochloris asiatica (Cape golden mole), 1197 nucleotides long. It is a transcript of the gene NUP37, whose product is annotated as nucleoporin 37kDa. The transcript has 9 exons. NCBI's taxonomy places the organism in Eukaryota, Metazoa, Chordata, Mammalia, Afrosoricida, Chrysochloridae. Gene Ontology annotation, cellular component: nuclear pore outer ring. Bases 66 to 1046 code for a protein of 326 amino acids. The record is from RefSeq and is a predicted model, not a curated record. Gene Ontology annotation, molecular function: protein binding.